CACAGGGGGAGAUAAAUAUUAUAAAAAUAUUUAAACUCAUUGGCGGGCGGACGAGUGCUCUCUGCUCACAAAGAGUACAAAUUGCUUGCCGAUAUAGCUGCUAGUUACAUAGAUAAUUCUGCAAAUAGGAACGGUUGGACUAUGACAUCCUGUGAUAAUGGACUCGAUUUAGUGUUCUUUAGGCUAGUGUACUUCUCGGGCACCACAGCCCCUGCGACACAGACUGUAAAUAUCAUACAUAGUGGCGGGUUUGUCGACCGAAAUACUGGUAAGUUUCAUUUGACAUACCGCACCCCUUUGCCUGCUCGCCAGAAAGGAAGAUCGAAGGGUGUGCAAUCACAAAACAUAGUAGAUCAUACACGCUACAACAUUAUAGUCGCUACAUGGUCCGGCGCAAGUAAAAACACAAAUAAGACAGCACAAUCCAGUGCACUAGAGUUUUUAAACUGGCAAUGGAAGAUCAUAAACUCAGGUAACUCAGUAAUCGACGGUGUGCAGCCCAUAGCAUCUGAGAAAAUUGCUGAAUGGACGGAGAAGAAUGAUAGAAUGGCACCGACUACAAAAGCGGUAUCGAGCAGAUGUGCGACU
Sphaeroforma arctica JP610 is the source of this 588-nucleotide messenger RNA. RefSeq lists its product as hypothetical. The record is from RefSeq and is a predicted model, not a curated record. NCBI's taxonomy places the organism in Eukaryota, Ichthyosporea, Ichthyophonida. The transcript has a single exon. The annotation marks the transcript as partial.